Molecule: messenger RNA, 3340 nt
Organism: Coccomyxa subellipsoidea C-169
Lineage: Eukaryota; Viridiplantae; Chlorophyta; Trebouxiophyceae; Coccomyxaceae
Product: Adaptor protein complex AP-2 alpha subunit
Exons: 23
Coding region: 1-3072 (1023 amino acids)
Biological process (GO): clathrin-dependent endocytosis; intracellular protein transport
Cellular component (GO): membrane coat; AP-2 adaptor complex
Molecular function (GO): clathrin-cargo adaptor activity
Source: RefSeq, a predicted model, not a curated record
AUGGCCAAGCUCGUCAACAUGCGUGGGCUCCAGGUGUUCAUAGCGGACAUCAGGAACUGUCAGAGCAAGGAACAGGAGAAGACACGGGUUGAUAAGGAGCUUGGGAAAAUAAGGAAGAAGUUUGCGUCCGGGAACGCAAUCACAGAAUACGACAGGAAGAAAUACGUUUGGAAGCUCCUGUACAUAUUCAUGCUGGGGUACGAGGUGGAGUUUGGGCAUAAGCAGGCGGCAGACCUUAUUCCUGCAACGAAAUAUGCAGAAAAGCAAGUGGGUUACAUGGCGUGUGCAAUCCUCCUCAAUGAGAAAGACGAGUUUCUGCGGCUGAUUAUCAACUCAGUGCGAAAUGACCUCAUCUCGAGGAAUGAGGCCUUCCAGUGCUUGGCGCUAGGCUUUGUGGGCAAUGUCGGAGGCCAGGAGAUGGCAUCCCUCCUCACCACCGAUGUGAUGAACCUGCUGACAAACGGGGCGGUGCGGCCGAUAGUGCGCAAGAAGGCAGCCACGUGCCUCCUGCGCCUGAUCAGGAAGUCUCCACCCGAGGCAGAGCUCAUGCCGCCGGAGCUGUGGUCAGUGAAGCUGGCGGCGCUGCUGGAGGAGCGUGAUCUGGGCGUACUGCUGUCGCUGGUGACGCUGCUCCUGGGGAUUGUAUCGCGCAGCUACGAGGGGUACGAGUCACUGGUUCCGCGCAUAGUGAAGCUGCUGGUGCGGCUGAACCCGGAGAAGGAGCGCGACUCGGCCGGCCGCACCGUGUUGCCCGACCGCGCGUCUGUGCCCCCGGAGUACGCCUACUACGGCAUUCCCUCCCCCUGGCUGCAGGUGAAGUGCCUGCGCGUGCUGCAGUACUUCCCGCCGCCCGAGGACCCGGCUGUGGGCCGCGCGCUGAACGAGGUGCUGCGCCGCGUCAUCACCGGCAGCGAGGUGGCCAAGAACGUCAACAAGAACAACGCACAGCACGCCAUCGUCUUCGAGGCCAUCGCCCUCGCUCUGGCGCUGGAGGCCGACCCCGAGCUGCUCACUGCAGGCGUGGCAAUGCUGGGCAAGUUCAUCAGCGUGCGCGAGCCCAACAUCAAGUACCUGGGCCUGGAGAACAUGGUGCGCCUGGCAGAGGUGCCAGCUGUCGCAGACACCAUAAAUAGGCACCGGCAGAGCAUAAUAAACAGCCUGCAGGACGCGGACAUCUCCAUCCGCCGCCGCGCGCUUGACCUGCUCUUUGCCAUGUGCAACUCCGGCAACGUGCGCGAAAUCGUGGGGGAGCUGCUCACCUACCUCCAGGGCGCGGAGUUUGGCAUGAGGGAGGAGCUGGUGCUGAAGACGGCGGUUCUGGCCGAGCGCUUCUACCCCGACCUGCACUGGUACGUGGACUCGAUGCUGAAGCUGAUAGAGCGCGCGGGUGAGCUGGCGAGCAAGGACAUCUGGCACUCCACCGUCCAGCUCAUCACUAACUACCCCGCCCUCCACGAGUACGCCGCCCGCAAGGUGCUGGAGUCGCUGCAGGAUGGCGCGUCCCACGACGCGCUGGUGAGCUGCGCGGGCUAUGUGCUUGGCGAGUAUGGGCGGCUGGUGCCAGAGGUGCCCACUCAUGUGCAGUUUGCGCUGCUGCACGAGCGCUUCCUGUCCGUCAGCAGCGAGACCAAGGGGCUGCUGCUGACGACAUACCUGAAGUUCCUGAUCGCUGACCCGGGCGACGCCAACCUGAAGGCGCUGGCCGAGGAGGUCUUCAACAGAUACUCCAAGUACAUGGAUGUGGAGCUGCAGCAGCGUGCGGUGGAGUACCUGAGCCUGGAGAGGCAGCCAGAGCUGGCGCGCGCGAAUGUGACCGCCAUGCCGCCCUGGGAGAAGCGUAAGUCGCUCCUCCUGCGCCGCAUGGCCGAGCGCGAGGGUGACGAUGUGGACGAGGUGGCGCACCAGCCGGCCUGGCUGCAGGAAGACGGCAGCGAGGACCGCGCCACGGCUGACGGCGGCGCAGCCGCCGCGGCCGGCGUGGGUGCCCUCUCGCUGCACGAGCGCGCCGCCUCUAACGGCGCCGCCGACUUCAUCGGCCUCGACAACGGCGCCCCAGCCGCCCCGCCUGCGGCAGCCGCCCCGUAUGCCAACGGGAAUGGCCACGUGCCGGCGCCGCCGGCCGUGGCAGCGGCCGCGGCCGGCCCGGCACCGGCAUCGGCGCCUGCGGCGCAGGCGCCGGCGCGGGACCCCCUGGAGGACCUGCUCAGCCUGUCGGCUGCGCAGCAGGCUGAGCCGCCAAAGCCAGCGCCUUCUGCGUACGACCCAUUCAGUGUCAGCGGCGACGCGCAUGCGCUGAUGGGCGGCGCCCCCCCGGACACGCGGCCCCUCGGCGACAUCGGCGCCUGGUUCCGAAAGCUUUGCACCUCCGCCUCCGGUGUCCUGUACGAAGACUCCAACCUGCAGGUGGGUGUGAAGGCGCAGUACCAGGGGUCGCAGGGGCAGCUCAUGUUCUUCUUCGGCAACAAGAGCGCGUCUGCCCUGGAGCGACUCAUCUUUGUGGUUCCCCCCGCCGGCCAGUUUGCCUUCCAGCAGGGCGCGGUCCCCCCGCUGCUGGAGCCCAAGAAGCAGAUCCAGGUGCCACUGAUGGUGGCGUGCAUCGCCCCCUUCCUGGCGGGUCCGCGCGCGCAGGUCGGCUACAGCCUGGGCGGCCGCAGUGUCAGCCAGAACCUGGCUUUGCCCAUAGUCGCGCCCAAGUUCUGCACGCCGCCCGACGCCCCCGUGGCCAAGGAGGCCUUCUUUCAACGCUGGCGCGCCGUCGAAGGGCCGCCGCUGAAGAUGGGCGAGCGGGUUUCGCGCAUCACUCCCGUCACGCGCGCGCCGCUGGAGGCUCUGCUGUCAUCGCUGAAUUUGGGUGUGCAGUCCGGCAUCGACCCCGACGCGGAAAACCUCGUCGCCGUUGCAACCUUCUCCUACACGGCCCCAGGCGGCCAGCCGCAGCAGGUGCCGGUGAUGGUGCGCGUUGAGGUGGAGAAGUUGCAGCGGCUGCAAUUUCAGGUCACCGUGGCAUCCACCGACGGCAACACCACCUCUUCCCUCAAGGACAUCAUCUGCCAGCUGCUUGCCAAGCUAUGAGUGUCAGGAUGUUUGUGUGAGCCGUGUGUUGGGAACUCCUGUGAUAAGAAGAAUAGUGCCCGCAACGAUUAUGUUGCCGCUAUGCAUGCGUGCAGAUGUUGCAAUGCAUCUUGUGAGCUUUAGCAGCGGUUCUCAAGCUUAGCAGCGACGCUUAAAAGAACUUGUAGGCCUGAGGGGCUUCGAGCGUGUAUAACUGUGGGGUCGCGGCAUUGUUACGGUGAUCGUGUUACCGGGGGCCAUGUGGCAUUGUAAGAUCGCACAGACUGUG